UUGCCUGCACAAAACGACGUGGACAAUAUCCGUGCAGUAACUUUGCUUUUUCAACAAAGCAAGCCCUAUAAGUCUGCAGUUUUAGCGCGGGAGGAGCCAGUUUCCAUGGUAAAGAAGUAACAACAGCCUAGAAGACAAAUAUUUGGUCUGAGCUGGGAGUGAUCUAGCAACGUCUUGGAGGAAUGCAUUAUGGUUUUGGCUGUGGUUUUCUUUAUUUAAAGACCUACAUCUUGCAACCAGUUUUCCCUGAGUCCAGUGAGAGUGCAUCACGCACCACUGCUUUUAGAUGGAAUUAAUGGGGAUUCAUCAUCAAGGUGCAACAUGACCGAGCUCCAUGAAGCUGCGGCGCUGGGAGAUUAUGAUUUAGUGAAUGAGAUUCUGAAGACAGGGCGCUGUGAUCCCAAUCACAAAGAUGCUGACUGGAACGACAAGACACCGCUACACUGGGCGGCUGCAAAAGGGCAAUCAGACAUGGUAAAGCUGCUCGUGGAAUAUGGUGCUCGUCCUUGCUUGAGAAAUGACAUGGGUUGGACUCCAGCUCAUUUUGCUGCAGAGUCAGGAAGACCAGGCGUGCUAAGGAUGCUUCAUGCUUUGCAUGCUGCCAUGGAUGCUACAGAUCUCUAUGGCGACACUCCGAAAAGGGUGGCAGAAGUCUAUGGACACAAAGACUGCGUAAAGUUUUUAGAAACAGCUGAGGUGGAGUGCAGGAACUACCGUCUGACAGCAGCCCGGAAGGGGAUUCAGCUGGACCAAACGGAUGAAGAUUGGGAACACAAGAAAGAAGAGCUUGAGAAAACCAUACCUUGCACCCAAAAAAAACAUGCACGCUGCCCUCAGCAGAAAAAUAUAGGAAAGAGGCUGAAAAAAUAGGGAUUCCUUAAAAAGACAUGGAGAGUCUGUGGGUGGGCAUGAAGAUGCUAGCAGACUCCAGACAUGUAUGGAGUAUGAAAUAAAUGAGGGUGAAAAAGCAGGUGGCACUCAGAGGACGCUGUGAUGUGUUGUACCUAUGAUCAACAGUGGCAGUUUUUAUGAGUCGGGUCCCUACCUGUUUAUAUCCUUAUGUUCUUAUCCCAUGUAACGUAGGAGGGCUAGAAACCUGGACAUUUGACCUAUAUGUGCUGCUUCUGUGAUUUGGUGAACAUACAUGAUCUCGCGCUCAUAAAUGAUAACUAGAGA
This is a messenger RNA of Alligator mississippiensis (American alligator), 1176 nucleotides long. It is a transcript of the gene ANKRD66, whose product is annotated as ankyrin repeat domain 66. Gene Ontology annotation, molecular function: protein binding. Bases 322 to 870 code for a protein of 182 amino acids. NCBI's taxonomy places the organism in Eukaryota, Metazoa, Chordata, Crocodylia, Alligatoridae. The transcript has 4 exons. The record is from RefSeq and is a predicted model, not a curated record.